GUGAGGCGGUGAUGCGGGCGCUGGCGGCCUCGGCUGCGCGGAGAGCGGAGACACAGGCUCAAGAUGGCAGAUUCCCACUGAGGCUGAGGGGGCCGAGCUCGAGCGCCGCGUUCCCUUCUCCGUUGCCAUGAAUCGCGGACACCCCGGCCCCGAUGGCCCCCGUGUACGAAGGUAUGGCCUCACAUGUGCAGGUUUUCUCCCCUCACACCCUUCAAUCAAGUGCCUUCUGUAGUGUGAAGAAACUGAAAGUAGAGCCGAGUUCCAACUGGGACAUGACUGGGUACGGCUCCCAUAGCAAAGUAUACAGCCAGAGCAAGAACAUACCACCUUCUCAGCCAGCCUCCACAACCGUCAGCACCUCUUUGCCGAUCCCAAACCCAAGCCUACCUUACGAGCAGACCAUCAUCUUCCCAGGAAGCACCGGGCACAUAGUUGUAACAUCAGCAAGUAGCACUUCUGUCACCGGGCAAGUCCUCGGCGGACCACAUAACCUAAUGCGUCGAAGCACUGUGAGCCUCCUUGACACCUACCAAAAAUGUGGACUCAAGCGCAAGAGUGAGGAAAUUGAGAACACAAGCAGCGUGCAGAUCAUCGAAGAGCAUCCACCCAUGAUUCAGAAUAAUGCCAGUGGGGCCACUGUAGCCACUGCCACCACGUCCACUGCCACCUCCAAGAACAGUGGCUCCAACAGUGAAGGUGAUUACCAGCUAGUGCAGCAUGAGGUGCUGUGCUCCAUGACCAACACAUAUGAGGUUUUAGAGUUCUUGGGCCGAGGGACGUUUGGACAAGUGGUGAAGUGCUGGAAGAGGGGUACCAAUGAAAUUGUGGCCAUUAAGAUCCUGAAGAACCACCCAUCGUAUGCCCGUCAAGGUCAGAUUGAAGUGAGCAUCCUGGCCCGGCUGAGCACAGAGAGUGCCGAUGACUACAACUUUGUACGGGCCUAUGAGUGCUUCCAGCACAAGAACCACACGUGCCUGGUCUUUGAGAUGUUGGAGCAGAACCUCUAUGACUUUCUGAAGCAGAACAAGUUUAGCCCCUUGCCCCUCAAAUAUAUUCGCCCCGUCCUCCAACAGGUAGCCACAGCCCUGAUGAAACUCAAAAGCCUGGGUCUUAUCCAUGCUGACCUCAAACCAGAAAACAUCAUGCUGGUGGAUCCAUCCAGACAACCAUACAGAGUCAAGGUCAUUGACUUUGGUUCAGCUAGUCAUGUGUCCAAGGCUGUGUGUUCUACCUAUUUGCAGUCCAGAUACUACAGGGCCCCUGAGAUCAUCCUUGGUUUGCCAUUUUGUGAAGCGAUUGAUAUGUGGUCCCUGGGCUGUGUCAUUGCUGAGCUGUUCCUGGGUUGGCCGUUAUAUCCAGGAGCUUCUGAGUAUGAUCAGAUUCGGUAUAUUUCACAAACACAGGGUUUGCCAGCUGAAUAUUUAUUAAGCGCAGGGACAAAGACAACUAGGUUUUUCAACCGUGACACAGACUCACCAUAUCCUUUGUGGAGGCUGAAGACACCAGAUGACCAUGAAGCAGAGACGGGGAUUAAGUCAAAAGAAGCCAGAAAGUACAUUUUCAACUGUUUAGAUGAUAUGGCCCAGGUGAACAUGACGACAGAUUUGGAAGGGAGUGACAUGCUGGUGGAGAAGGCAGACCGGCGUGAGUUCAUUGACCUGUUGAAGAAGAUGCUGACCAUAGAUGCUGAUAAGAGAAUCACUCCAAUUGAAACCCUCAACCACCCCUUUGUCACCAUGACACACCUACUCGAUUUUCCUCAUAGUACACAUGUCAAAUCCUGUUUCCAAAACAUGGAGAUUUGCAAGCGUCGGGUGAAUAUGUAUGACACAGUCAACCAGAGCAAAACUCCUUUCAUCACACAUGUGGCCCCCAGCACUUCUACCAACUUGACCAUGACCUUUAACAACCAGCUGACCACUGUCCACAACCAGGCUCCCACCUCCACCAGUGCCACUCUUUCCUUAGCCAAUCCCGAAGUCUCCAUACUAAACUACCAAUCUACACUCUACCAGCCCUCAGCAGCAUCCAUGGCUGCCGUGGCCCAGCGGAGCAUGCCCCUGCAGACAGGAACAGCCCAGAUUUGUGCCCGGCCUGACCCCUUCCAGCAAGCUCUCAUCGUGUGUCCUCCUGGCUUCCAAGGCCUGCAGGCCUCUCCCUCCAAGCAUGCUGGCUACUCAGUGAGAAUGGAAAAUGCUGUUCCCAUCGUCACUCAAGCUCCAGGAGCUCAGCCUCUUCAGAUCCAACCAGGUCUUCUUGCCCAGCAGGCCUGGCCCAGUGGGACCCAGCAGAUCCUGCUUCCCCCAGCAUGGCAGCAGCUGACUGGUGUGGCCACACACACAUCAGUGCAGCAUGCGACCGUGAUUCCUGAGACCAUGGCUGGCACUCAGCAGUUGGCCGACUGGAGGAACACGCAUGCCCAUGGCAGCCAUUACAAUCCCAUCAUGCAGCAGCCUGCGCUACUGACCAGUCAUGUAACCCUUCCGGCAGCCCAGCCCUUAAACGUGGGUGUCGCCCACGUGAUGCGGCAGCAGCCAACCAGCACCACCUCUUCCCGGAAGAGUAAGCAGCACCAGUCAUCUGUGAGAAAUGUCUCCACCUGUGAGGUGUCUUCCUCACAGGCCAUCAGCUCCCCGCAGCGAUCCAAGCGCGUCAAGGAGAACACACCUCCCCGCUGUGCCAUGGUGCACAGCAGCCCGGCCUGUAGCACCUCGGUCACCUGUGGGUGGGGCGACAUGGCCUCCAGCACCACCAGGGAGCGACAGCGACAGACGAUUGUCAUCCCUGACACCCCCAGCCCCACAGUCAGUGUCAUCACCAUCAGCAGUGACACAGAUGAGGAAGAAGAACAGAAACACGCCCCCACCAGCACUGUCUCCAAGCAAAGGAAAAACGUCAUCAGCUGUGUCACAGUUCAUGACUCUCCCUACUCGGACUCCUCCAGCAACACCAGCCCCUACUCCGUGCAGCAGCGCACAGGGCACAACGGCACCAACACUUUUGACACCAAGGGGAGCCUAGAGAGUCACUGCACUGGCAACCCCCGGACCAUCAUUGUGCCCCCCCUGAAGACCCAAGCCAGUGAAGUGUUGGUGGAAUGUGACAGCCUAGGGCCAGUCAAUACCAGUCACCAUUCGUCCUCGUACAAGUCCAAGUCCUCCAGCAAUGUGACCUCCACCAGCGGCCAUACUUCAGGGACCUCGUCGGGAGCCAUCGCCUACCGGCAGCAGCGGCCAGGCCCCCACUUCCAGCAGCAGCAGCCCCUCAAUCUCAGCCAGGCUCAGCAGCACAUGGCCGCAGACCGCGCUGGGAGCCACCGACGGCAGCAGGCCUACAUCGCCCCCACCAUGGCCCAGGCUCCGUACACCUUCCCACACAACAGCCCCAGCCAUGGCACUGUCCACCCUCACCUGGCCGCUGCCGCCCACCUCCCCACCCAGCCUCACCUCUACACCUACACAGCACCCGCAGCCCUAGGCUCCACCGGCACUGUGGCUCACCUGGUGGCUUCCCAAGGCUCAGCACGUCACACUGUGCAGCACACUGCCUACCCGGCCAGCAUCGUCCACCAGGUCCCUGUGAGCAUGGGCCCCCGGGUCCUGCCCUCACCCACCAUCCACCCAAGUCAGUAUCCAGCCCAGUUUGCCCACCAGACCUACAUCAGCGCAUCGCCAGCCUCCACCGUCUACACUGGAUACCCACUGAGUCCUGCCAAGGUCAACCAGUACCCUUACAUAUAAACACUGGAGGGAGCCGCAGGGAGGAGAGGGAGGGAGCUCCAGAGACCAACCUCGGGAGCUGGCUCUUUCACUGCAGGUGCCGCACACAAACAAUGCAAACGGGGCAGGGGCGGGGGGCAGGGGGACAGAUGGGACACCGGAAACUUGAAAUAAGAAGUGGGAGGAUGUAAAGCAGAGACGAGAACAUUUUAAAAAGAAGGGAUUGAGGAGGGAGAAAUCUAUGCUUUUUAUUUUAAAAAAGAAAAUGGGAAAAAGAAAAAAGAAAAAUGUCAGUAACAAAGAACACAGCUCAAGAACCCAUUCUACAGCAAACUGGAAAGGAGAAGAAGAGAGCCACAGGAAGAUUCUGGAAGCAAGGGGCCCCAGUUCUUGAAGAACUAUAUGAACUUUUCAAAGAUUAUUUUCAUAUGGCAGCAAAUGGCGUUGAAUUUGCUGUCAGGGACACCUGAUACAGAAAUCCAAUAGGUUUUUAAUUAAUUAAACAUGAGAAUUAGGGAUUUUUCCAGAACUCAAAAAGGUCAGCACCCCUCCCAAAAUUAAGGCUAUAGCCUGAGAAGGCUCAUACUUGGGGGUUGGUUUGGGGUUGGCAAAGCCCAGUGCUGGAAUAGUGGGGUCAGUCAGGCUGGUGGAAGACCCCUGGGAGAGGGACAGAUUUCUUCUUUCUGAGUACUCUGGAUAAAUCUCUAAGCAAUGUUGCUCCUCAGAUGUCAUUAACAGUGUGUGUUGGAGACUUUUUUUUUUCUUUUCUGAAGAUUUGCUUUCUCCUUGAAUCAACCCCUAGUCACCUAGUAUAGGGCCAGCGGUCAUCGCAGACGCCCUAGUAGAAUGUAGCACUCUGCACCCUUUUUUCUACCUUGUGUUCGACUCCAGUGAUACCAAUAGACUAUUCCUCAAUGUGAUUGCACAAAAAAAAAAAGUGAUAUAACAUAGGCAUGGAACCAAUGUGGUGGUCCAGGUGAACGAGUGAGUGUGCGUGAACGCGUGUGGGCAUGAGCGGGGCUGCCAUCCUCCCACGCCUCCCUCGGCACCGCCAUCACAGCCCUCGCAGUCUUGAUUUCACACCAUUCCCUCCUAGUGCCUUACCAAGUGACAGACAGAUGCGGUGAAGGGUUCACUUCCACUGGUACUCCAAGAAACUGGCUUGAGCUGCUCAGAUGUGAGCUCAGCUCUUGUGUUGUGCUGUUGUAAUAUUUUACUCGGGUCUUUCUUGCUUGCUUUUUUGGCUUUUGCUUUUCCAAUUUCACACCUGUUGUAUUUUGGGGGCUGUUUGUGAGCAGAAGGAUGUCCAGGAAGCUGUCAGGGCUGUCAGGAGAGGACUGUGGAUCUCGAGAGGAAUAUGAGAGCCAGAUGGUAGAGGCGUGUCUGGUGACGGGGCUGGUUCUUUUGGUAAGUUUUACUUGGGGGCCCGAGACCUCGAGAAACUCCCCCACCCUACCUACUCACACUACUCAGCCACCAAGCCCACCACCUCCUUCCUGGAGCCAUGUCAGGGGCGAGCAAGUGACCUCUUCCAGUUUCUGGCUGUGUCCCUAGUCCCUUCCACAAGAAGCCUGGUAUUCGUGGACCCGCCCACAGAUCUCCACAAACUCCAGGGAUACUGUCUAUACACCUGAUUCUUGUCAGCUCCUUCCCACUGUAGACUUCAGUGACCUGUUUGCUAUUGAAUCCCUUCCUUAGUUAACUGUGUCUUUCCAAGACCCUUUGAUCUUGGUAUUUGAGAGGUAUGGUAAGCAGAGGACUGUCAGGGCCCUUAAGAGGGUGGUCAGAUGUCCUGCACUGCACUUGGGAAAAUGCUGCCAUGGACAAUUAGAUCUCCAGAGAAGUCUGCCCUGUGCCCUCUUCAUACCUUCAGUGCAUUCUGGACAUUUUCUCAGGCCUUGAAUACUGCGCACACUGGGGCACAUGGGAGUUCUGUUCCUAAAAGCGACCGUGAAGCGCAGGGACACUGGUCGAGACUGGGGCUGAGACUGUGGCUCGGAUUGUUUGAUCCUGAUGCGACUCUUAGCUGGCCCCUCAUCCAAGUGUCCGGGUGCAAAGAGAUCCUCCUCCUGUCUCCUUCCCUUUCCCUCCUCCCUCCACAGGCCCUGGGCAUGACUGUGAAAGGCUUUCCUAGUGAUGCCCACCCUCCCUCUGUAACAAAGCUGUUACUUAGCUCUUAGCUGUGAACACUUCAGAAACUUCCCCGCUCCUAUCAUUUCCUGUCCCUAAAGUGGAAAUGGCUUAGUGUCACACCUUAGACCAGAAGGUAGGACAUUAGGACCUGUUGAAGGCCAGGCCUGCUUGGGUGGUGCUUCCAGGGACACACGAGAAGCAGGGUGACAAGCUUGCCUAUGGCAGGGAGGCAGGCUCCUCUCACCUGAUCCGUACCAGCUUUAGCCAGAAGUAAAACAACAGGAACAUGGUCAGUUCAGAAAGAGGAGAGGAGCAAAGCCUUUGGAGGCCACCUGAUCCAGAGCCACGCCAGCGUGAAAACCCAUCUGCCACAGACAUUUUGACAGCCAGAUGGCAGUAAUAUUCCAUGGGUCCCUCUAGUUACCAGACAGCCAGUCAUGGCUACACGUGAAUCAGCUUUUUUUGUGGCAUCCCAGAGUCCCUGUCAUAGUGCAGGCUCAGCCCUUGCUAGCAUUGAUCUUUUAGGGGAAGGAUGACUUCAACUGUUCUUACUCUUGUACGUGACUUGCCCUUCCCUUCUCCUUCUAGAUCAGGAAUGAAAGUUCCAUGCUGCUCAUGAAGUUAACAUUACUGUACUGAUUGUUUGUGUCAUUGCCGUUGAAAUUGUGAUCAUUAUCACCUUGUUACUAUUUUAGUUGGGGUUUUAAGUGCACAUUUAUCCCAAGUAUUUGUUUUUUCUCUUUAAUAUUUAAAAUGUAUUAUAGCUGUGAGUAUAUGAAUAGACUAGCGAGACAUUUGGAUGUCCGAUUUUGUCAGACAAAAAGAGGGGGGAGGUCCAGGAAUUAGGAAAAUUGUUUCUGUCAUCUCAGUUCCCCAAAGACCCGCCAUAGGACAUAAAAGUGCCUCCUCAGUGCAGAGGGCAGUGGUCAGCCUCACAAAGAGUCAAGGCCACCUCCGCACAGCCCAGCUCGUGGGCCACACGGCACAGGCGACAUGAGUGGAUUUGCCGGGAUUCCCAGUGACCUGGGUCCGCCAGAGGAGGUGGUCCCAGGCUCGGAGGCUGUUGCACUGAAGGUUGAAUCCUUAGGCAGUUUCUCUUAACAUUUUCUGCGUUCUGCUGUGCUUCUGAAAUCUUUCCAGCCUGCCACAUCUAAUAUUCAGUGACAAGGCCUCUCUUCCCAAAGCUGACGCAGCCCCUUCUCCAAACCUUCACCAUUUCCCACCAGCUCAUCCCCUUCAGUGCAGAGACACUUGUCCCCAUGGGAAGCCACAAGAUAGAGUAAGACUGACAGGCAGCUGUACUUCCUGUGUACACCUCCUUCUGCUCAGUAACCUCCCUUCCCACUUCUCCAGACUUAUCCUCCCAGCAUAUAAUUCUAGUGAGCCAAAUAAGGACUGGGGAGGGUCCCAAUGAGCCCUUAGUAAAAUCCAGCAGCUGCUCGGAUAUUGCAGAUCACAUGCCCUCUAACAUCACUGGCAAGUGAAAGGGCACAAUAGGACCUUGUAGCCCUCUCCACUCUGAAGAUUUGACUGCGCCCUGUGUUAUAAUGAUGGGUGCUCCCAUAGAUUAUCCACCACAUACUCAGAAACGACCAGGCUCCCAGUGAAGAGUUAAAAUGCCAGCUACCCUGGAGAGAAGAGUUGACAGUACAGGAAAGACACUCAGCAAACCCUUCUCUCACUCCUGUUCCUCCCCUGUUGUCAUCCUCACCCAAGUCCCCACUUGGUACUCAGCACUGAAUCCCCUUGGAAAAGAGGGUGGAGAAAGGGGUACUGUCCCAAGGACUAAGCUUUGAAGUGGAGGGACGUGCACCUCGUCUUUAUUAGACUGAACAUCCCCUGGCUCAUCCUGUGGGCCUGCCUUAGUGAAGAAUCACAGUUCAAAGGGAGGAAGUUGAGAAGGUGAGGUCAAAGAGAAAGGUCUGAUGGAGCCUUUGACCCUUGGGUCAUUGGGCUGCUACUUCCUGGGUUCUCACUGAUCCAUCUGGGCCUUGGCACCCCUUUCUCUGAGCUGGUGUGAAGUAAUGUUUUGGUUGUUCCUAAGAGAAGCAGGAGAGCAGGCCAGUGGGUGGGCAAGUCUGGGUGGGUGUUGAUAAUGGUUAACUCUGUGAAGUGGAGUGAGACUCUAUCCGUAGAGGAAAGGGCAUGAAUGGCCCUGUUGUCUCCUGGACUGCAUUCGUGGCCUCACCUUCCUGGUGGUGGAGUUGUUUGUAGGCUGUGAAAGCCAUCUAGGCUUUGUCCUCAUUACCCUAGAGGACUGGAGCUGUCUGACAUCACAGUGGGGCCUGGAAGGUCAACAAAGGGAGAUUAGCACAACUGAUAGCUUCCCUGGACACGGGGGUCUCAAGAGUUGCAAAUGCUCAUUUUUGAACAGUAUGCAGUGGAGGAUGGGGUUGUGUGAGUGUAAGUGAGUGGAGCGAACGUUCUUGGAAACCAGAGUGAGGUGAUGGGGAGGCUUAAGGAAGGAAGCAUUACUUGUGCUUCACAGUGGCGAGAACAACUGGGUCCUCACUCUGGCCCGUGUCCCCCGGGUUCUCAUCACCUGGGUGAGGACAGGGUAGAAUGUGGGACAGUUGCUCUUGCUGAUCUGUAAAAUAGCUGCUGGGACAGAAAACAGACAGAAGAAAAUAGCUCAGUGCCCUCAGCUAGCAGACAAAAUGCCAGUGGAGGUGAGGGCUCCUUCUACAGACCCAGCCUGGACAUCACAGCCCCAGUCCAAGCCACAGAGACCCACAGGCUUUACUCCUAAUUUGUGGUCUUUUUUUUUUUCCCCCUCUGAUAUGCUUUACAAAUUUUCAGCACGGAAGCCUCAAAGUUAAGCAGGCUAGAAAUAUCCUUACCAAAUUGGAAAGGAAGGUGAAACUUCCUUUCAGUAGCCAAAGAACCUUCUCCAGACACCUCCAGAGAUGGACAGAAGCAGCAUCCCUGUCAUUCUUUUCGGGCAAUAACGACAUGGGUGGUACAGUUCCAUUUACCUUUCUGUUUUCUCUCUGUCCUGCCUUUUUUUCCUUACUGCAUUUAUUUCAAAACUGCACUUGUCUUUUAAGAGGAGUAGGACUGUAACCCUAAAGAUUGCUGCCCCCUGGGAACAGAGGCCUGCACUGCCCACAGGCUGCACUCACCUCAUGUCACUGCAGGCGGCAAGCAGGCCAGCAAGGGAGUGAGUGGACUUCCUGUGAACUGAUGGCAGUCCAUGUUGAUUUGCAUGCUCUGAGGCUGCCACUCUUGUCCGCAUAGACAGGAUGUAAACAAAUCGGUUAGGGUAUUAGAGAACUGAAGCUGGUAAAAUGGAGCUUAAUUGCAAAGGGAACGUCUGAGGCUUUUGGCACUGCAGGUCACUGUGGUAAUGCGAUCUGGUAGAGUUUUCCUAUGUCUUUGUAGCAACAGGAAAUUCAUGAGACAGCUAGCUCCAGGAAGGCUGUUCCCUUCGGACUCAGAGUUGACGGGGAAGGGAUCCAUGGAGGUUGUCUUAUCAUAGGAUCCCAGCGGGGGGAAAGGGGGUUCCUGAUCCCUGGACUUCCCCAAGCUCCUCAUCUCAGACCCAUGCAGCAGGUGUACUCUAGCAAUACCCCUUAAGUAAGGACUCAUCAACAUUGGUUGAGUGUGUUCAGUAGCAUGGUCUUGUGCCCCAUCACAGCCACCUACCCCUAAGAGGAGGGUAGUACCUCCCAUGGGCAGAUGGGGAAGCUAGACACCGAGAAAGUGGCAUGUGUAAAAGGAAAAUGCUGCAGUAGUAGGCCACAGCCCUCGAGCUUCCAGUCCUUUCUUAAUGAGGCCUUUCCUAAGGCCUGGCUUUGUUCCUCUUUUUUAACUAACUGCAGUGAGCAACCUCAUGCUUCUGAGUGAUGCCCCAUUGCCUGUGUGCCAAACACUGUGUGAGCAUUGUUGUGGCUGUCUUGUUUCAUGUCAUCUUCACGACCACCCUACAAGAUCUGCAGGCCCUGGACAGACGAGGCUUCUGGCUUGCGGCGCUUCCAGCCUGCCCAGAACCACCCCCGCUAGUAGACUUCGCGUUGGGUUGGCUCAGCUCGGGGACGAGUACACGGCCAUCAGCCUCAGCUUCCUCCCGCAUGUAGGUUGCAAAGAAAGGUCUUUCCGGGGUGUCAUCCACUGCCUCCCCUGCACUGUGGAACUCAGCAGAAGGUCUGUGCAGAGAGGGAAUCCUGAACUGGGUGCAGGUAGAAGGGACAGAAUCUGUUUGACUUUAAAGAAAAAUCUGUGGGGAGUUUCUUUUGAGUCCUAGAGUCCCUUUAGAUUUCUUUUCAGCGAACCAACUAGCUUUAGUGAUGCUGCUAUAACAAACUCUAAUGAGGGUGAAGGAAAAAAGUAUUCUUUUCUUCUUUUAAAAGAAUAAGUUUUCUUGCUUAUAGUUAAUUCUAGAAAGGCAAUACUAAAGGUAUAUAUUUUUUUCAAAAUGCUAUUUUUUACUGCACUGGAUAACUAUCAUGACAGCUCUGAUCUCUGUAAUAGACCCACACUUCAGCUCUGGAUAGAACCAGAAGCAGGGUUCACCAAAUCUGUACAUACCAUGUGGGUCUGUGUCCAGGAACUUUUUCUUUCUGUGAAAAAAAAAAAAAAAACAAAAAAAUAAUAAAGUAAGAAAGGCUGGAUAGCUUAGAAAGAGGAACAAAAUUGAAUUUUCUUUCAAGAGAGAUUCCUUUGUCAAAGAAAUGGAAAACAACAGUUGUAUAACCAAGAAUGCCAGCCAGCUCUCAGGAGUUGAGCAAACAUCUCUGGCCCUGGUGGGGAGCAGUAGUAAUGCAGAUGCUUUCUUGCUUUGGUUGAAAGAUGGCAAAAAUUUAGAAAUGCUUUAGGACAAGACUUUUAAUUUUUUAAAGAACUAUGAUCGUGUGCUGUGAAGUUGUCUGGGGUGUGGGUUCUUGUUUCUCUUAAGCAUUUCUUUGUUGACUGGCUCCAGGCUUGUUUGCCUAAACUCUUAGGUAGUUUACACAAGUUCUAAGAUCCUUUAGAACUCUAACUCCAUUGGAAGCAAACCCAACGAGUCAGAAUUUGAGAUCCCAGUUGGUGUCAAUAGGUAUUAUGGAAUUCUGACAGAACACCUAGAGGUGUGCUUUAGAAGGUUUUAGAUGCAUUAUCUUACACAAACUGUGACCUAAUGGCAAUAAUUACCUCAAAUGUGGGCAUUCAUCCUGAUUUUAGCCUUUUUUGAAAUCAUGUAGCCAGCUUUCUUGGGAUUUAAAAUACUCUGAAUUCUCUAUGGGCUGAAAAUAAUGAUAAAUACACAUCCUGGUCACUGUUGCUUAAGUGAAUUCUGAAAACAGCUCAUCCUUACAACAGAAGUGAAGCCAAGGGAGAGAUUAUUCUCUCUGUGUUGGAAUCAAACAUGAUGCUUGAUGUGUGUGUGGAGUGUAUGUUUUUAGCUGCUGUAAAAUGCUCUUCGCCUUCUGGGGUAUUGAGUCUCAUUUUAAACAAGAAAAGUCCAUAAUUGACUGUGGAUACUUAAGCAUAUUUCUGGCUACAUUUUAUAGUUAAACUGUUUUAUAGUUUACAUCUAAACAGGUACUUUUAAAAGAAGAUUUCUGCUUAUAAUUGACAUCUUCAAACCACAGUGAUUGACUGCCUCUUGCUGGAGGCCUUGUCUCCCUAAGUCAAGGAGGUCUGUCCACUCCUUCUGUUCUUUAGCCCAAUGUAUGCACUUCCCUCCAUAUUGGUUUCCAGUUGAACUUGAGAGAAUGUGAAAGGAAGUCCAGAAGGGAUGGAGGAGCAGUGGAAAGGGUGAGUCCUGAGCCUGGGCCAGAUGCAGAGUCCCAUUGCCGUAUCACAUCAACACUUAACUUUCAAGGCCUUCUCUUUGACAGCUUGGAAGAGGCGGCAAGAACUGAUACCUGGUUCAUUGAUUUUUGUUGUGAUUUGGAUAUUUAAUGAAUUAAUUAAUCCACUCACUUCCACACACCAGGCAAUAAAAGACCCUGGAAUUCAGAUAGCUCUGAAGGUGUGGUUGCUCUUUCUGGGCCCCUGAUAAUACUCCCAUCAGUGUCUUCUAAAGGAGAACCAUAUGCCCUGUGCCCAUGUUCACUGAUGGGGUUUCCAUGAACCUUCUGCCUUUUAUUCCUCUUCGCCUUUAAGACAAACUCCCUGUAAAAAGACAUGUGUACUUUUUAAUUGUCCCUUUGUCAAGCUAAGAUUUGAAGCCAGGUUCAGUGGGCGUAGCCUUGGGUUCCACUAACAGAUAGACCUGGGUGUUGCUGAGCCCAAAGAGCUGAGGGUGGACAGCUCAGGACCAUCUAGUCGGUGGGGACCUAGUCCACAGAGAGGGGAUUUGGAAUGACAGAGACAGGAAUGGGGCCCCCUGUCAGACAGGAACAGACAGGAAUUGCCAGGUUCCCUGAGAGUUUUGUUUUCAUUUUUGUUUUCUCUUGUGCCACCACGGAAGUAUGGAGGGCCCUGAGUGACCUCAGGUGUGAUCCAUUCCUCCAGCAGAGGCCUGAGAAGCUGUAGCGCACCGGGCCCAGGAAACUUCCUCUCUUCAUGCCCUGUGUUUGCUUUGCUGUGAACCACCUUGACCUUGUGUCCUUACUAAUAUUUCUUGAUUAGAAAUGUUGUUUUAGAAUAUUCUUCAUCUCACCCUUCUUAAUUAUACUCCCAGGCUCGUGCGUGUGAGUGUGUGUGUGUGUUUUCCUUUGCACUAAUUAACCAAAUGAAUUUUGUGUCAUUGUCUUUGGGGCUUACCCAUAAAUUUUAAAACUAGAGAUAUAGAAAUGGGCUUAUUAUUAUUAUUAUCAAUUUGAAAAGUAAAUGAGCUGUAUCUGAAAAGGGGCUCUGCCAUUGCUCUCCCUAGUUUCCUUUCAACCAAUUUUCAAAUUGAUCUCUCUUGGCCCUCCCCACUUUCUUGUGUUGGCUCCCUGCCCCCAUGGCCACCUCAAACCCCCUGCUGGUACUGAAGCCCCAUGCUUGGGUACUCAGAACUCCCGGGAAGCUCAAGAGCAAGCAGGGUCCACAUAGCCUUGAGAGGGGCAGUCUUGCCUCUCCAUAGGCCUGCCGGGCUGAGGGGCAACAGAUUGGCUAUCGCUGUGCAAGUACUUUAGCUCAGGUUCUAUGGAAAGAGGUGGGAAGUGGGGAGACGCUUGACUGUGCCACUCUCUGGCUUUCUGUUCCCAUGUGCCCUUCAAAGCAGUGGUUCCUGUUUGCACCAACUCCAAGUCCACUGGCUUCCCACCCUUUUGUUCCUUGGUCCUGAGUUACUUACUGCCCAUAUAAAGCUUGCUUUCCUAUGUGGGUUAUCCAGGGCACAAUCAUUUCUAGUCCCCAAAGUGUCCCUUCACCCUCUUUGUGUGCAUUUUUUUAACCAAAUGAAGUAGACAAGAAAGGCAUACUUUGGGGUAACAGGAUUCUUAGCUUAGUUGAAUUACUGUAUAGAUAGAGAUGUUGAUAUAUAUGUUUGUGUAUAUAUAUAUCAAGCCAAAUUUCUGAUAGGAAAAGUAUAGCUUUAUGGAUGAGAAGGAAGAGGAGCCCUUAAGUGGUUGGAGCCAGUCUUGAUGUGUGCAAAGCAGGAAAUAUCCUGGUCCUCACACAGCCAAGGCUCCAGUGCCCAGCCCUUGCCACCCAACUCACCUCAGCAGAGCCAGGGGCCCUGAGAAUGCUGCUCUCACUGGGUCCUUAGCAUCAAAGGCACAGGAGGUGAGGGGCAACAGACCAGAAUGACUGGAAUUUUUCAUCCCAUUUUGCCCUGACCACAUGUAUUGAGCUGCAGCCUGAUAUUAUAUCACAUUUCCAAAAAUGGUAUCCAUUAGGAUGGAAGGAAAACAGAUCUGUAGAAAUGUUUACCUUUCAACUGCCCAUGAGUUCAGGACACUCUGGGUAGAAAAAACACUCCCCAGAAUGAGAACAGGGAAGAGGAGACCUGGCGACACUCAGUCCCCAGUCCGAGGAACGAGGCUCCCUCCCCAAGGUCAUCUCGCCUAGAUCUUUCUCUACUGGUCAUCUCAGCCCAGUCUCCAUAACCCUUUGAAAGCCCUGGUCCAUUGUGUUCCUUCACUGUACGGUUUCUGUAAUAAAAAAAAAAGUGUUAAUCCAUGUUAAUCUGUGUGAAAAAUUAUUGCGUGCAACAGUAUUUUCUUGUGUACCUCUUUUCCUCUGUGGAUUGUCCCUCUUUUCUUUUUAUUUAUAAAUGUCUACUUUUUUAAAAAAUAAAAGACAAACCAAUGUGUUGUAGACCUAUAUGUAACCUGUUCCUUAGUCUCAUAUUAGAGGUAUGUUAUAAGAAUGGAUAUUUUACUUGGCUUUAGAAUGUUUUUCAAGAAAACUAAUUCUUAACUGAUCAAGUCCUUGCUACUAAAAUGCUUGUGUUUUUCAUCAUCAUGUCGUGUGCUUCUAAAUUAAUAAUCAUUUUCGUUGUAGAAAAAUGGAGUGAAUUUAUAUUAGUCUUGGAAACUAAUAAUAGCAUUGUAAAUUUAUGAGAUGAUUUUAACAGAAAAAUUAUAGAAGAAUAUAGUUAUUUUAAUUGUAAUAUUACUAACUGUAGGGUGAGAAAGGGGGGUCCUGUUGUGGUGAACUCUGUUAUAGCUUGUUACUCACAUUUCUUUUUGAUCAUUUUUUCGGUCUCUGAGGUGAAACGAGUUAUUAAUUAAAAUUUGUAAACUCACAUAUGCAUAUUGUAUAUGUGUAGAACUGUAAUCACACUUUGUCUUGGAAUUACAUUAAACUGUUUGGAAUCACUGUA
Messenger RNA from Jaculus jaculus (lesser Egyptian jerboa), 14532 nucleotides. RefSeq names its product homeodomain interacting protein kinase 2 (gene Hipk2). Gene Ontology annotation, biological process: peptidyl-serine phosphorylation; smoothened signaling pathway; positive regulation of transcription by RNA polymerase II. The coding region runs from base 153 to 3740 and encodes 1195 amino acids. The record is from RefSeq and is a predicted model, not a curated record. The transcript has 15 exons. Gene Ontology annotation, molecular function: SMAD binding; protein tyrosine kinase activity; transcription coactivator activity. NCBI's taxonomy places the organism in Eukaryota, Metazoa, Chordata, Mammalia, Rodentia, Dipodidae. Gene Ontology annotation, cellular component: PML body; cytoplasm; nucleus.